AUGAGGAAAGAUUUAGUGAGAGAUGAUGUUACAUAUACCAAAAGCCACCUGCAGAAACUUGAAAUUAGUCAGCAAAUAGAUCUUGCAAAUCGCCAUAUUGCUCUCACAUCAAAUGCUACCAUGAAAUACAAACACCCAAGGCCAAGCUGCUGGAAGUUACUGGAGGGAGAUAAACGAGAAAUUGAGAAAGUCAAGAUGGCUGCCAAAUCAGCAAAACGCAGCGCUAUCGCAGAUGUGGAUUUUAUUAAUUUAACAAGAAAUUGUCUUCAAUUCCAAGAAAAUCGUGGAUAUAUCAUGAGUUCUUCAGACUUGGAAAAAAGUUUUCCGAUAGCCUUUAGUAUUUUAGUAUAUAAAAAUGCUCAUCAGACCGAGCGUUUGCUGCGGGCUAUUUACAGACCUCAAAAUAUUUAUUGUAUACACGUGGACGCGAAAUCCACAAUUAUUCUUCAACGGGCUUUGCGCAGUAUAGCCAGUUGCUUUGACAACGUAUUUCUUGCAUCAAAAUUAGAAAAUGUUAUUUACGCAGGUUUUCCUCGGUUGCAGGCAGAAUUAAACUGUAUGAGGGAUGCCAUGCACAGACGAGAGAAGUGGAAAUAUUACAUUAAUUUGGCCAGUCAGUCUUUCCCGCUGAGAACUAAUUUAGAAAUGGUAGAGAUAUUGAAACUAUACAAUGGUGCUAACGACAUUGAAGGUAUAACGGGAAGUCGACUGGAACUAGUUAAGAACAGAUUCCAGAGAAGUUGGGAGGUGGUGCGUGAAAACGGAAAUACGAAGCUUAAAAUUACUGACAAGUUAAAGGACCACCCUCCAUUUAACAUCAGUAUUGUUCGAGGAAGCGCUUAUGGUAUAUUUAGCAGGGCGUUUGUGGACUAUAUUUUGAAUGAUCCCGCUGCCAGGGCGCUGCUUGACUGGUCACGUGACACGUACAGCCCAGACGAGCACUACUGGGCCACCCUCCACCACCUCCAGGUUAACCCUCAACUAAACACUCCAGGCGGAUACACAGGAAAGCCAGAUAACAAACCCUGGCUUGCG
Messenger RNA from Lingula anatina, 1035 nucleotides. RefSeq names its product beta-1,3-galactosyl-O-glycosyl-glycoprotein beta-1,6-N-acetylglucosaminyltransferase. Gene Ontology annotation, molecular function: acetylglucosaminyltransferase activity. The record is from RefSeq and is a predicted model, not a curated record. Gene Ontology annotation, cellular component: membrane. NCBI's taxonomy places the organism in Eukaryota, Metazoa, Brachiopoda, Lingulata, Lingulida, Lingulidae.